Molecule: messenger RNA, 1893 nt
Organism: Aureobasidium musti
Lineage: Eukaryota; Fungi; Ascomycota; Dothideomycetes; Dothideales; Saccotheciaceae
Source: the annotation of a GenBank genome assembly
CUAUUGGCAUUGGCGUCUGUGACUUCUGCUUCUACUCCCGCAAGAAAGUAUUUAUGGGGUAAAGAUCAAAUGGGCCAGAUGGUCCGCCGUCAGGCCUCUUCGACCUCGUCGGCUGCUAGUCACCCAACUUUGGUCGCAGAUAGCUCUUGCUCCAACGGCCCAUACACUCGCGCUUGCUGGAAGGAUGGCUACUCUAUUGCCACAGAGUAUGUGCUCCUUAUUGUUUCACAGCCAAAUUUUUUGCUGACCAUCUCUGAAGUUNUCGAUCAAAAAUUCCCUUCUACUGGAAAGACAGUCAGCUACAAUCUUGAGAUUACCAACACGACAUGCAACCCCGAUGGAGCACAUGAACAACAGUGCCUCUUGUUCAACGGACAACUACCCGGGCCUGUCAUCCGAGCCAGCUGGGGUGAUAUGCUCUCGAUCACCGUUACCAACUCUAUGCAAAACAAUGGAGUAAGUUUUGCUUGCGACUGCAGUAUUGUGCCUUUAAUGACAUUUUUAGNNACAAGCGUGCACUGGCACGGAGUUCGCCAGUACAACACGCCCGGAAUGGAUGGAGUGAAUGGUAUCUCUGAGUGUGCACUUGCUCCGGGUGAAACCAAGACUUACACCUUCCAUUGCACGCAAUAUGGCUCUUCAUGGUAUCACAGCCACUAUACCAGUCAAUAUGGCAUGGGCGUGGUGGGAACUAUCUUGAUAGACGGACCCGCCACGGACAACUACGAUAUCGAUCUCGGUACCUUCCCAAUGAUGGACUGGUAUUACCAGAACGCCGACGUAGUCAAUGCUUUGGCCUCCAUCGCCUCUCAGGAAGGAAAGGGUGCACCCNCUUCAAACACUCUUUUGCUCAAUGGCACAAACGACAACGGCCCUGGCGGUAAAUACCAGUCGGUCACACUCACCAAGGGCAAGAAGCACCGUCUGCGACUCAUCAACACUUCAGUUGAUAGUCACAUGAUGGUCAAGCUCGAUGGCCACCCGUUCACAAUUAUUGCUGCCGACUUUAUUCCUGUGAACCCAGAGCCCGCACCUGAGUGGCUGUUGGUCGCCAUUGGUCAGAGGUACGAUGUGAUUAUCGAAGCCAAUCAGACAUCAGGCAACUAUUGGUUCAGAGCAGAAGUUGCCAAUCAAUGUGGAAGCUUCAGUGACGGCAAUGGUCGUGCCAUCUUCAGAUAUGAUGCGUCUGAUACAUCCACGCCUGAGGACUCGAACGAGACUCCUCCUUCAUCUGAGUGCAUAGACCAGCCCACUACUCCUUACUGGAAGCAAUCUGUCGAUAAAGAUACUUUUACUGCUCAAGCAAAGACUCUGAGUACCGGUUUCGGCGACGGUGUCACAGUCAACGGAGAGAACCUGCUCUUGUGGCAUUUGAACACUACCGGUAAGCAUUCUCACGUGUAUGUGUACGCACCCAUGCUAACAUCACUUAGCCNNAUGUCGAUUCACUGGGACAGGCCAACACUGGGCUAUGUAUUCAAUAACAGCGAAGCUUGGCCCCAAGAGUAUGAUGUGAUUGAGAUCCCCAACGAGGGCGUUUGGACCUACUGGGUCAUUCAGCAAGUAUCUGGAUCGCCACCCAUCACUCCGUCAUCGAACUUCGAUUCAUCGACCAUGAUGGAUCAGCUGAACUUUGAGAACCCUCCCCGUAGGGACACAGCUACUUUGCCUGCUGGUGGCUGGCUCGUCGUGGCGUUUAUGGCUAACAAUCCUGGUGCUUGGCUCAUGCAUUGCCAUAUCGCCUGGCAUAUCUCUGAGGGUCUGGGAGUCCAAUUCCUCGAGGCCAAGAACCAGAUUGUAUUGCCUGAUCAGACGCAGUUCACGGAUCAGUGUUCGAGCUGGAAGCAGUACGCUGCUCACAUGGCCUUCCCCCAGAUUGACAGUGGUCUCUAG